Molecule: messenger RNA, 1014 nt
Organism: Plenodomus lingam JN3
Lineage: Eukaryota; Fungi; Ascomycota; Dothideomycetes; Pleosporales; Leptosphaeriaceae
Biological process (GO): glucan catabolic process
Molecular function (GO): hydrolase activity, hydrolyzing O-glycosyl compounds
Source: RefSeq, a predicted model, not a curated record
AUGUCCUUGAAAACGCUAUCUGCCUCUCUUCCACUUCUUUGGGCAAGUGUUACAGCCCUCCCAGCAGGACCUGGUAUCUGGGAAAACGGGACUACUUCUCACGUAUCUGAUGUCCAAACCUCGGCUGCGUACACCUUAAUCGAGACCUAUGAUGCAAGCAACUGGAACAGCAAGUUUGAUGUCCAGGCUAUCCCCGACCCUACACAUGGCUUCGUGGAGUAUGUCAAUGCGCAACAGGCGCAGCAACUAGGUCUACUCAAGACCCAGAACAACCAGGUAUACAUGGGAGUCGACUCAACUUCGCAAUUAGAUCCGAAUGGUCCCGGACGAAAAAGUGUCAGAAUACAGAGCAGGACAGCAUACAACCGUGCACUUAUUAUUGCAGACUUUGCCCAUGUUCCUGGUAGCAACUGCGGGUCAUGGCCUGCUUUCUGGAUGUUCGGUCCAAACUGGCCUAAUCAGGGAGAGCUAGAUAUCUACGAAGGUGUUCAUCUCAAUACCUACAAUCAAGUCACACUGCACACAUCUCCUGGUUGCACACCCUCUGUCGGACCCGAAGGGGAAACCGGCAGUCGCGUUGGCAACGCAGAUUGUGGAGCUGGUGGUGGCUUCAACGGGUGCGGUGUUCUCUCUAACUCGGCUACUUCCUAUGGGACUGCUUUCAAUGCCAAUGGCGGUGGUGUAUACGCCGCAUUGUGGACAUCAUCGGGCUUUAAGGUCUGGAAUUUCGCAACUCGGGAUGUGCCGGCCAAUAUCCGAAACGGUAACCCCGAUCCAAGCUCAUGGGGAGUGCCUACUGCAAACUUUGGUGGGGGAUGUGACUACAACAGCAAGUUUAGAGAUAUGAACAUUAUAUUCGACAUUACAUUCUGCGGUGACUGGGCGGGUGGUGUUUGGGGCCAGUCGACCUGCGCGCAGAUGAACCCAAGCUGCAAUGCAUACGUCGCCUCGCAGCCUCAGUCCUUCCAGGACUCGUACUGGCUCGUGAACUCGAUCAAGGUCUACAGUGUAUGA